AUGAAGUUCACCCUCGCUCUCGUUGCCGCCGGCCUCGUCGCCGCCCAGGACUUCUCUGGCCAGCCUUCGUGCGCCAUCCCCUGCUUGACUGAGGCCAUCCCCAAGGUUGGCUGCUCCCUGACCGACACUGCCUGCCAGUGCACCGAGGAGAAGCAGCAGGCCCUCGUCCCCGUCGCCGCCUCCUGCCUGCUCGCCGCCUGCAACUCGGCCGACCUCACCAAGGCACAGUCCGCCGCCGCCGCCGCCUGCGCCGCCUACAAGGCCACCGCUUCUGCCACCGGUGCCGCCUCUGCUUCCGCCGCCGUCUCCUCGGCCGCUGCCUCCGUUUCCUCGGCCGCUGCUUCCGUUUCUUCGGCCGCUGCUUCCGUCUCUAACGCCGUCACCUCUGCUCUCGCCUCCGCCAGCGGCGUUGUGUCCUCCGCCGCCGCCUCGGCUUCCGCCGCCGUCUCCUCCGCCCACAACGCCACCGUCUCCGUCAGCGGCGCCUCUCUCACUGCCUCGCGCACUGCCUCCACCGUCAACCCCUCCGGCACUGGAUCCGGCGCCAGCGCCAGCUCCACGACCGCUGGCAACGCCGCUGCCCAGGGCACCGCUGCCGUUGGCGGCCUGGCUCUUGCUGCCAUUGCCGGUCUCGUUGCUGCUCUGUAA
Colletotrichum spaethianum is the source of this 648-nucleotide messenger RNA. RefSeq lists its product as uncharacterized. The record is from RefSeq and is a predicted model, not a curated record. NCBI's taxonomy places the organism in Eukaryota, Fungi, Ascomycota, Sordariomycetes, Glomerellales, Glomerellaceae. The transcript has 2 exons. The coding region runs from base 1 to 648 and encodes 215 amino acids.